CUUCAUGGUUCCGGUUUGCAAACAAACAUGGCGGCAUUUUCAGAUUUUUGCCUCCCUGCAGAAGAUGAAACCACCGAGGAUGCCCUGACACUGGCAAUAAAACUUGGAUAUGAGUGUGUUGGACUGAACGUCCUGUUAAAGGAUCUGAAAGGAAAAGGUGCAUCACAGACCACAAUACCAACACCAAAGAAGUAUGAGCUGAGGAAAUCAGAUAUCCAGUUCUUGAAGAAAAAACGUCGUUCACUGACACAAUUUAGUCGACUGACUGCUACUAUAGAAGAUCCAUCUCAGACUCACAAGCUGGGGUCCCCUGAGGUACAGGCCUAUGAUCUGGUAGCUGUUGAACCCACAUCAGAGAAAACAUUUCACAUGGCUUGUGCUGUACUUAAUGUGGACAUCAUUUCUGUAGACAUGACAGAGAAAAUGCCUUACUAUUUCAAGAAACCCUCAAUAAAUAUGGCUGUUGAAAGAGGCAUCCAUUUUGAAAUCAAAUACAGUCCUACUGUACGUGAUUCAACACUGCGAAGAAAUGUCAUAGCAUCAGCGAUAUCCCUUGCAGAGGUCACAAAAGGAAAGAACAUAAUUCUCAGCAGUGGUUGUGAAAUGGCAAUGGAGCUUAGAGGUCCAUAUGAUGUUAUCAACCUGGGUCUUAUGUUUGGUUUGAAUCAUGAAAAUGCCAAGAAUGCUGUUGCCAAGAAUUGUAGAGCUGUAUUAAAACAUGCGGAUUCAAGGAAAAUCUCGAAAUCUGUUAUAUCUGUGAGCAAGUUACCUGCGUCUGGUAACACAUGGACCAUGGACAAGUAUGGCAGUAGUGUGCUGGCGGAAGAUGAUAGUACAGAAGAUGAGCCCAAGAAGAAAAGAAAGAAGAAAAAGGGCAAGAAUAAAUAGAUAAAUAAAUUGCAUUUCAAGUAA
Molecule: messenger RNA, 912 nt
Organism: Haliotis rubra (blacklip abalone)
Lineage: Eukaryota; Metazoa; Mollusca; Gastropoda; Lepetellida; Haliotidae
Product: ribonuclease P protein subunit p30-like
Exons: 11
Coding region: 28-888 (286 amino acids)
Biological process (GO): tRNA processing
Cellular component (GO): nucleolar ribonuclease P complex
Molecular function (GO): RNA binding
Source: RefSeq, a predicted model, not a curated record